AUGGCGGGCAUCUUUGAGCAGUCGCGCAACACGGGCACCUUGUUUCUAGGAGGUCAAAAAAUCAGCGGCGCAGACAUUCGCGAUCAAAAUGUGCUCGCCACACAAGCCAUUGCGAACAUUGUCAAGUCAUCGUUUGGACCUAGCGGACUGGACAAGAUGAUGGUGGACGACAUUGGCGAGGUGACAGUGACCAACGACGGCGCGACCAUUCUCAGCCUGCUCAACGUCGAGCACCCGGCCGGCAAGAUUCUGGUCGAUCUGGCACAGCAACAAGAUAAGGAGGUUGGUGAUGGUACAACAAGCGUGGUACUGAUCGCGGCCGAGUUGCUGCGGAGGGCAAAUGAGCUUGUCAAGAUGCGCAUCCACCCUACCACCAUCAUCACCGGCUACCGACUGGCACUCCGCGAGGCGGUUCGUUACAUGAACGAGAAUGUCAGCACAAAGGUCGAGACGCUUGGCCGGGAGAGCUUGAUCAACAUCGCAAAAACGAGCAUGUCCAGCAAGAUCAUUGGCGGCGACUCCGAAUUCUUCUCCAACAUGGUGGUCGAUGCCAUUACCAGCGUCAAGACCACCAACGCACGCGGCGAGACCAAGUACCCCGUCAAGGCCGUCAACGUGCUCAAAGCGCAUGGAAAGAGUGCUACGGAGUCACAGCUGAUCCAGGGAUACGCACUGAACUGCACCGUCGCCUCGCAGGCAAUGAAGACGAGAAUUGUGGAUGCGAAGAUUGCCGUCUUGGACAUGAACUUUCAAAAGGAGCGCAUGAAGUUGGGUGUGAAUGUGGUCAUUGACGAUCCCGCACAGCUGGAGAAGAUUCGGGAGCGAGAGUCAAGCAUGGUGGUGGAGCGGGUGGAAAUGAUCCUCAAGGCUGGCGCAAAUGUCAUCUUCACCACCAAGGGAAUUGACGACAUGUGUCUCAAACACUUCAUCGACAAGGGUGCCAUGGCUGUGCGGAGAUGCAAGAAAGAGGAUCUCAGACGGAUAGAGAAGGCUACAGGUGCGACCAUGAUCAGCACCCUGGCGGACAUCAACACUGGCGACGACUUCUUCGACCCAAAGGCGUUGGGUGAGGCGAAGGAGGUUGUUCAGGAGCGGAUAUCAGACGACGAGCUCAUCCUCGUCAAGGGACCAAAGGUGCACACCGCGGCUUCCAUCAUUCUCCGCGGCGCAAACGAGUAUUCGCUUGAUGAGAUGGAGCGCUCUGUUCACGACUCGCUUUCUGCCGUCAAGCGCACACUMGAGUCCGGCCGCAUCGUUCCAGGCGGUGGAGCUGUGGAGACGGCGYUGCACAUCUACCUCGAGGAGUGGGCAACAAGCGUUGGCUCCAGAGAACAGCUUGCGAUUGGAGCUUUCGCAGCAUCUCUUCUCGUCAUCCCCAACACACUCGCAAUCAACGCAGCAAAAGACAACUCCGAACUUGUCGCUCAACUCCGCUCGCGACACGCCCUCUCACAACGCACAUCCGAGCCGGCAUCCGCACACGCACCUGCCGCUUCUGCAAAUGGCAACCCAACACCUCCCGCUCGUUCCUCCACACAGCAAGCGCUGGACGCAGACGCCAAGGCAUUGAGCAAGGCGAAGGGGUACAAGAACUACGGUCUGGAUCUCGCAAAGGGCAAAGUGCAGGACUGUGUCAAGGCGGGUGUGUUGGAGCCUAGCAUGAGCAAGGUCAAGCAGCUGAAGUCUGCAGUUGAGGCUUGUGUGGCGAUUAUGAGAAUCGAUACGUUGAUCAAGUUGGAUCCGCCGCAGCAGCAAGAUGAUGGUCACGGUCAUUAG
This is a messenger RNA of Ramularia collo-cygni, 1776 nucleotides long. Its product is annotated as probable t-complex protein 1, alpha subunit. The record is from RefSeq and is a predicted model, not a curated record. Gene Ontology annotation, cellular component: chaperonin-containing T-complex. Gene Ontology annotation, molecular function: ATP binding; ATP hydrolysis activity; ATP-dependent protein folding chaperone. The coding region runs from base 1 to 1776 and encodes 591 amino acids. Gene Ontology annotation, biological process: protein folding. The transcript has a single exon. Lineage: Eukaryota; Fungi; Ascomycota; Dothideomycetes; Mycosphaerellales; Mycosphaerellaceae.